This is a messenger RNA of Eremothecium sinecaudum, 3282 nucleotides long. It is a transcript of the gene NAB6, whose product is annotated as Nab6p. Gene Ontology annotation, cellular component: cytoplasmic stress granule. The record is from RefSeq and is a predicted model, not a curated record. The coding region runs from base 1 to 3282 and encodes 1093 amino acids. The transcript has a single exon. NCBI's taxonomy places the organism in Eukaryota, Fungi, Ascomycota, Saccharomycetes, Saccharomycetales, Saccharomycetaceae. Gene Ontology annotation, molecular function: mRNA binding.
AUGAAGAACUAUCAGCGGUUGGGUCCGCUUGGACAGCAACAACAGCAGCAGCAGCAACAUCAGCAACAUCAGCAACAGCAGCAACAUCAGCAACAUCAGCAACAGCAGCAGCAACAGCAGCAGCAACAGCAGUAUCAGCAACAUCAGCAGCAGUAUCAGCAACAACAUCAGCAUUUUUAUAUGGCGAAUGAAGGUAUGUCAGGGACAGCUUACUUGCCGCCUGUGCCCCAGACCCCGUUUGAUCCAACUUACGGUGCAUCUUUGUUACCCUCUCAUAUGUUAAUGGGCUCUCCUUUUCUUUCUACUCCUAUAAGGCCGCAGGGACCAUUUCAUUCGGCGACAUCGGGACAUAGCAAUCACUCUAUGCAUCUUAAUUCCUCGGGCAGGUCUUCAUAUCUUUAUUAUCCGCAGCCAUCAAUGUUGAAGCCGGUUCCACCCAGAAGAAAAAAGUCCGUUAGCUUAAACAAUGACGAACCAUGUGAAAUAAAUUUCAAAAUCCUGCCUAAGGGUAAAGACGAGUACAUGACUAGAUCAUUACUCUUUACAAAUUUAGAAAGUCAAGCAGACAUUGAUCUUCAUACUUUCUUGACGGACUUUAUCAAGCAUGUUCGUAUCGAGUCAAUCUAUCUUUUGGACGAUAAUCACUCGAUACUACUAAGUUUUUUAUCAAAGAGUAUUUGUUUGGACUUCUACAAUAGUUUGUUGCAAAGGUUUUCGGAGUUUAAAUCCAAACUACAUUCCCCAAAAUUAUCGGUUAGUUUUGUGUGCCAAGAUGAGGCUAAUUGGUUUAGAGCAUUGCAACUUAAUGUGGUAACGAAGGGCGCAACAAGGUCGCUUUACAUUGAGUUUGAAGAUCAAACAGUAGAUGUUACCGUUGAUCUAAUUCGUGAAAAGUUCCCAUGGUUGUUCUUCUCGCAGCGAUAUGUUGUCGAAGGAAUUGAUUUGAUAAAUUCAACUGCGAACCUGCAUUUCAAUAAUAAAUACGUAUUGGUUCAUUUUAUUUGCAUCUCUAUGGCUUUGGAGAUAGAAGAGUUUCUACAACAGCCCUCUCAAAAGAAACUACUAGGGCUUUCAAAGAUUCAGUUUGUUAAUGUUAAUAUGCAUUCUUCAGAUCAUUUUGAUGACGAAACAAUGGCCGCUGCGAAUGGUUUCCAGCAAGAGUCCAGAUCCUCCUCUGUGUCUUCAAUUUCAUUGCCAAUAUCCAACUCCUCUGAGAUAGUAGAGUUGUUUCAUUCUCUAGAUAUUGCCUUAGACACAAUUUCAUUGCAGGUCGUUCCAUCUGAGUAUCCAGCGCCGCAAAUAAAGGAAUAUAAGGAACAUUUAAACAAUGUCACAAUUUCAAAACCCAGCAAAUCGUUGGCUUCCUCUAAAUCGUUGCUAGAGAUCGAGUCUUCAGUUCCAACUGGAGUCACCUCUAAUGGUUCUAGCACUCUUCAAGGUGUCAUGUUAAUGAAUGAUCCUUCAUCGGUUGGCAAUACUCCUAUCAUUGUACCAUCUGAAUUAAAUGUAAGCACACCUAUUUUAUCUGGUGCGUUAUCAGGUCAGAUGUUAUCUGGACCAUCGCAAUCUUUAUCUCUCCACAAUGGUAAAGAAGGAGGUAUUGUAUCGCCACCAUUUUUCAUGGAUGGUAUGUCUGCUAACCCUAUUACACAAACCUUGCAGAGGCAAUACUUGACAAGUGUCUCCCAAGUCAACGGUAUGAAUAAUAGAACGGUUUAUAUUGGAAAUAUACAUCCUAGAUCUAAACCAGAGGAUAUUUGUAAUGUUGUUCGUGGCGGGAUCUUACAAAACAUUAAAUGGAUCUCUUCAAAGCGUAUAUGCUUUGUGACCUUUAUAGAGAUAGCUGCUGCUGUUCAAUUUUACGCCAACGCAUCCUUGGAGCCUAUAGUUUUACAUGGUAAUUUACUAAGAGUUGGCUGGGGUCAGCCUAGUGGAGAGUUACCAAAGAGCAUUUCUCUUGCCGUUACUGUCGGGGCCAGUAGAAAUGUAUACGUUUCUUUGCCCGAGUAUUCGUUCAAGGAAAAAUACAUUAACAACCCUGAGUUUAAGCUAUAUCAUGGAAAGUAUAGCUUACCAAAUGAAGAACAAUUAAGAAACGAUUUCACAAAGUACGGUCAAAUCGAGCAGAUUAACUAUCUAGAAGAUGGUCACUGUUGUUGGGUUAACUUUAUGAACAUUGCAUGUGCCAUUCGUUUAGUAGAGGAUAGCAACUCUCCUAACGCACGGAAUCUAGAGAAGUUUCACACGCAAUUUGAUAACCGUUAUCGUAAUUUGAUUAUAGGUUAUGGUAAGGAUCGUUGCGGAAACAUCAAUAAAAACCUGGCCGCCAGUAAAAGUUCAAGAUUUUUCAAAAAAAUUAAGAAACGAAGUUAUAAUAUUAGGCUGCAGAAGCAGCAGUCAAGAAGCGAGGAUAGUUCGACAUCCUCUGAGAGUCUGGGAAGGGAUGAUCCCAGUCAUACUGAAUCAUCAAAGGGAAUUCGCGAAGAACUCCUGAAGAUGAGCAGUGGUGAUGAAAAAGCAAAGGGGUUGUGUAUUUCACUAAGAUCCAGCAAAGAACUGUACGAAGAUAAUGACGAUAAUAGUCUUGAAGAUGCAUCAGGAGUUAGCAUUAACCCCAAUACAACCCCGAAUAAUAGUACUAAUAGUAAUAAUAAUAAUAAUAAGAGCGGAAAGGGAAAGUUAAAAGGUAACUGCAACUCUGCCUCUAAACUAAGCGGCAGUGCUACCGAUGGCGUCGAUGACGAGGAUGAUGAUGCCGGCUACUCAACCUCCGGGUCGUCCGCUAUAGAUAUAAUUGUUUCACCUCCCACUACUAAGAAUCGCAAGUCGAAAGACGGUAACGCUGUAACAACAAAUGGAAAGCAAAAAAAAAAGUCAAGAGGCAGUACGAGUAAAGCUCAGAACGGAUAUUCGAACCAGUUUAACCAGUUUUACGCUUUGAGCUCAUUCGAACCCCAAGUUUCAAGCAGCUCGCUGGAUGCCAUUCCGCCGCUGAUCCCUACAUCUGCAAACCAUCACCUUAGCGACAAAAGCUCCUCGCAUCUUGCAACGUCCCGUUCCAAUGACUAUCUACCGCGAGCUGCAAACGGUAGUUCUAACGGUGGCAAAACGCGAAGGAAAAGACGUUCAAAGCUGUCGAAACCUAUCGCUGGCCAAGUCGUAAUGAACCAGUAUCUUGAGCAGUUACACCACUCCACAUUCCUGUACGCGACGAAAAUUCUUAGCGCUACAACAGUACAAGAUCCACAGCGAUUCUAUGAUCUGAAUGGGAACGAACACUGA